Sinocyclocheilus rhinocerous is the source of this 804-nucleotide messenger RNA. RefSeq names its product gastrula zinc finger protein XlCGF7.1-like. Bases 66 to 683 code for a protein of 205 amino acids. Gene Ontology annotation, cellular component: chromatin; transcription regulator complex; PcG protein complex. The record is from RefSeq and is a predicted model, not a curated record. The transcript has a single exon. Gene Ontology annotation, molecular function: DNA-binding transcription factor activity, RNA polymerase II-specific; RNA polymerase II cis-regulatory region sequence-specific DNA binding. Gene Ontology annotation, biological process: regulation of transcription by RNA polymerase II. Lineage: Eukaryota; Metazoa; Chordata; Actinopteri; Cypriniformes; Cyprinidae.
AAGAUUCUUUUACCUGCUCCGAGUGUGGAAAAAGCUACUCACGUAAACAAGAACUUACGAAACACAUGAGAAUUCACACCGGAGAGAAUCUGUUCACAUGCACUCAGUGUGGAAAGGAUUUUGUUGACAAAAAAGGCUUGACCAGACACCUAAUGGUUCACACUAGAGAAAAACCUUUCAAAUGCACUCAGUGUAGAAAGAGUUUCAGAGACAGAAGCGCUCUCAAAGAUCACCUGGAUUCUCACGCUGGAGUGAAGUCUUUCAGCUGUGAUCAGUGUGAUAAAACAUUUGUUUUGGUAUCACACCUAAGAACACACCUUAAAGUUCAUGCUGCUGUGAAGCCUCACGUUUGUUCUCUUUGUGGAAAGAGUUUUUCACGACUGCACACAUUAAAAGAGCACCAGAAUAUACAUACUGGUAUGAAACCUUACAUAUGUGACUGUGGGAAGAGCUUUACUGCACAAAGUAAUUUAAUCGAGCACCAGAAGAUUCACACUGGAGAGAAACCUCACAAAUGCUCACACUGUGGAAAGAGUUUCUUUUACUUAAAAUCCUUGAAAGAUCAUGAGAGAGUUCAUACUGGAGAAAAGCCGCACCAGUGCUCUUCAUGUGGGAAGAGUUUCGCUCACUUACCUAAUCUGCUGAUUCACAAGAAAAAGCAUUGCCCGAAGAUGUAUAAGUGAGAAAAGCAUUUAUGUAACUGGCAACAUCAGUCCAUUAUAUAUUCACAGAUAACUUUUUUUAUUUUUUAUUUUAUUUUAUUUUUUAGAAGUGAUGCAUAUUGAAAAGACUCUUACAUUUAAA